UCGCUGUUUGCUGCUUCUGUCGCAUCGGUCAUCGUGCAUUUUGCUCUGUUUGCGUGUGCCUGCCUGCCUGCCUGCAUUUUGCUCAGCACUCGACGCGGUUUGGUGCUGCUCUUUUGUUUCGCAUUCGCGUUGAGAGCGCAGCACGAGCUUUGCCUUUGCUUCUUCUAAUGCGGCCCGACUUCAAGCCGAUGCCGAUGUCGAUGUCGAAGCCGUGCCGUGCCGUGGCCACCUUCAACUGCGCGACGAGUCUGUGGCAAACCCAACAAGGCACACGCACACACACCUACAUACAUAUACACCGGCCAUGCAAUUAUUCGCCGAUAAUUGAUGUCAAAGGACGCAGUUGUGCUCCGCGUCCGCUGUUGUCGCCGCCAUCGCCAACUCCAACGCCACCGACGCCGUCACCGUCACCGCCUUCGCCUCUGCCUUUACCUUUACCGGCUCUCCAGCUGUAG
Drosophila navojoa is the source of this 455-nucleotide messenger RNA. RefSeq lists its product as uncharacterized. Gene Ontology annotation, biological process: regulation of transcription by RNA polymerase II. The record is from RefSeq and is a predicted model, not a curated record. Gene Ontology annotation, cellular component: transcription regulator complex; nucleus. NCBI's taxonomy places the organism in Eukaryota, Metazoa, Arthropoda, Insecta, Diptera, Drosophilidae.